AUGACAGUCCUUUUAUCUCCUGUACCGACCUACACCAGCACACAAUUGUUCUGGUCCUGCGUCGGCAUCUACGCCGACGUCGUCAAGCUAUGCUCACCAAGCAAGAAACUUCGCAGAUUGGCCGAGGGUGUUGCGAGGUUCAGUAGAAGACCCCCAGAGAGCCCAACUCAGACCCUGACGAGACGCAUGAACGAGGCCACUACACUUGAAGAAUAUGAAAGAUGCACCGUUGCACUGGACCAGGUACAAGGGCACGAACAAUGGAAGCAAGAGAAGGAGUCUGUCGAGCCUGGUUAUAACCCGGAUGUCAUCGAGACUCAAAUGGCCCUUCUCGAGAAAGCUGUCGCCAUGUCAGAUGUGAGCGCGAUACAUCAUGUGUUAAGGACCGGCUUGAGCAGAGAUCUGGGAGGAAUGAACAUGCUUCGACUAUACAAGCACUCGUGGUUUGGCACCAAGGCCCUAAUAGACGACUACACAAACACCGUCCUGGGGAGCAUCGAUAAAUUUAUAGACAUGGCGGUUCACUAUCAACUGCCCGCCACGGAAGUCAGAUUUUACCAGCAAUCACUCGAAGACGCGCUCAAGUACUUUGGUCGAUCAGCUUUGACAUUGUCAGGAGGAGCUUUGCUCGGCAUGAAACAUAUUGGAGUCGUCAAAACGCUCUGGGAAGCCGACCUCCUACCCGAAAUCAUCUCUGGAGCAUCGGCUGGCAGUAUCGUGGCAGCAAUUGUGGGAAGUUCAACUGACGAUCGCAUGCUUGAGAUCCUGGAGCAUUUUCCAAAUUCCGACCUGGCUUGUUUCGAUCCACCUGGAACCACCUCGGUGACGUGGCUUUUGCAACGAGCACGCACUUUUGCGCGUACCGGCGCUUUCUUCGAAAUGUCAAAUUUGGAGAGAGUUAUGAAGUCGUGGUUGGGCGACAUCACCUUCCGAGAAGCCCAUUACAAAACUGGUCGCGUCCUCAACAUCUGCGUGUCAAGCGCCAGCAGUGCAGAACCCCGGCUAUUGAACUACGUGACUGCACCAGAUGUAUUGCUCUGGUCUGCAGUAUGUGCCUCCUGUGCAGUCCCAAAUGUCUUCUCCCCCGUCAGCAUUUACGAGAAGGAUCCCAUGACAAAAUCUGCGAACUUGUGGAUGGAAAAUGCCCAGCAGACAUUUGUGGAUGGAUCGCUCGACCAUGAUAUUCCUAUGAGGAAAUUGUCAGAAAUGUUCAACGUCAAUUUCUUCAUUGUAUCACAGGUGAAUCCCCAUGUUCGAGUUUUGCUUGAUGCCGAGGAAAAAUUUGAUGGGGUGCAACCAACAAGUCGGAGCCCACGUCAGAGUCUUGUUCAGAAGGCGAAGGUUCUUGUCAGGCAGGAGAUCAUCCAUCGUGCACAACAGCUGUCCGACUUAGGCGUGCCACAAAAUUGGUACAGAUGGGCUUCACUCUUCAAUCAGCAAUACACUGGCGACAUCAACAUCCUACCCGAGAUCAAAUAUAGCGAAUAUUUUCACAUGAUGAUGAAUCCAACCCCGGCUUUCAUGAUGGACGCCACUAUGGCUGGACAAAGGGCUACCUGGCCGAAAAUGUGUCGCAUCAAGAAUUGUGUUGCGAUUGAGCUUGCGCUGAUUCGAGCAAUUUACACGUUGAGAGACCGUGCGAACUUUGGACCUGAAGCUCGAGCUGCUCGUGAGGCCAAGAGAUCUACCAGUAGAGGACGCUCGAGGCGUGGGCGUUCCGCUCGUCCUGCAUUCUAUCGACAACGGAGUCUCAGUAUAGGGUGUCCUGAUAUGGGCGACAACAGCUCACCAACGGUCACGCCUCUGAGAGUUCGCCGCAAUGUCAGCCUGGGAAGUAUCCAUGUCAAACCGGUCGCGUCACUGUCCGUAACCCCUCGAACCACUCCUUUCCUCUCUCCAUCAGCCGGCAUGGACAAUGAGCUCCUGAAUGAAGCAUUGCUCAUGACCAACACCGGUAGCAAGGCGUGA
This is a messenger RNA of Exophiala spinifera, 1968 nucleotides long. RefSeq lists its product as uncharacterized. The record is from RefSeq and is a predicted model, not a curated record. Gene Ontology annotation, biological process: lipid metabolic process. Lineage: Eukaryota; Fungi; Ascomycota; Eurotiomycetes; Chaetothyriales; Herpotrichiellaceae. The transcript has a single exon. Gene Ontology annotation, molecular function: triacylglycerol lipase activity. The coding region runs from base 1 to 1968 and encodes 655 amino acids.